Onychostoma macrolepis is the source of this 8466-nucleotide messenger RNA. RefSeq names its product solute carrier family 8 member 2b (gene slc8a2b). The record is from RefSeq and is a predicted model, not a curated record. Bases 218 to 3133 code for a protein of 971 amino acids. Gene Ontology annotation, biological process: calcium ion import across plasma membrane; cell communication; sodium ion transmembrane transport. Gene Ontology annotation, cellular component: sarcolemma; axon; postsynapse. Gene Ontology annotation, molecular function: calcium:sodium antiporter activity. The transcript has 13 exons. NCBI's taxonomy places the organism in Eukaryota, Metazoa, Chordata, Actinopteri, Cypriniformes, Cyprinidae.
CACCAGAGCCAAACCGCAGAGAGACACGCGCAUAUCAGCACAACCGGAGCAGUUUUUCAAUGAAUGACCCAGCAGCAGCAACAUGCGCUUCACAGCCACGCCUGCCUUGAACAACACCGCAAACUAGGAUACAAGGUCCCCUGGUGGGCUGGUCUUGCAUCACCUCCUUUUUUUCUUCUCAUCCUCUGAAUUCCGAAGCCCUUUGAGGAGCGAGGCCAUGGCACUGUUUUCCUCUCCCACCCUCCUCCUGUCUAUCGUCCUCUUCCUUUCUCUGCCUCUAUCCUGUUCUCCUGAAUCCCAGCGGGAAGAACCGUCUCUCCAGCCCUCCAUCGCUCCAGAAGCUCCAUCAGAACUUUACAGUAACCUGACCGAUGACGGCGACAGCGUUACUCCGAACAAACCGUGCUCCGACCCGGUGGAAUGCAAUCCCGGAAUCAUCCUGCCCGUGUGGAAGCCCAUCAAUCCCAGUCUGGGAGAGCAGAUCGUCCGGGCCGUCGUGUAUUUCGUCUCUCUCAUGUACAUGUUUCUGGGAGUGUCCAUCAUCGCUGAUAGGUUCAUGGCAUCUAUAGAGGUCAUCACGUCACAGGAAAAAGAGGUGACCAUCACCAUGCCAAAUGGAGAAACGUCAGUGGCCACUGUCAGAAUCUGGAACGAAACCGUGUCCAAUUUGACCCUGAUGGCACUGGGAUCAUCCGCCCCUGAAAUCCUCCUGUCGGUCAUUGAGGUGUGUGGUCAUGGGUUUGAGUCCGGUGAGCUGGGUCCAGGCACCAUCGUGGGCAGCGCUGCCUUUAAUAUGUUUGUGAUCAUUGGAAUCUGUGUGUGGGUGAUUCCUGACGGCGAGGUGAGGAAGAUCAAACAUCUGAGAGUCUUCUUCAUCACCGCCUUCUGGAGUAUCUUUGCUUACAUCUGGCUCUACCUGAUCCUGUCCGUCAUCUCACCUGGAGUCGUGGAGGUAUGGGAAGCUCUGGUCACUCUCUGCUAUUUCCCCGUUUGUGUGAUUCUGGCCUGGAUCGCUGACCGGCGCCUCCUUUUCUACAAGUACAUGUCCAAGCGCUACCGUGCUGACAAAAGGACAGGGGUUGUUGUGGAGACCGAGGGGGACAUGACUCCCAAAGGUAUGGAGAUGAUGAUGGACGGCAAGUUUCCACUGAGGGGCGGAGCCGUAGGGAUCGGCACACAGGAACAUUGCCAGGAUGGAACCGGCAACACAACGGGCACCAUGGCAACUCUACCCAACUCCAACAGCACGACCGUUUACAUGGACGGUGCCAAGGACCUGGACGAGAGCCGUAAAGAAGUGAUCCGUAUCCUGAAGGACCUGAAGCAGAAAUAUCCAGAUAAAGAGCUGGAUCAGCUGGUGGAAUUGGCCAACUACUACGCCCUCCUCCAUCAGCAGAAAAGUCGUGCCUUUUACCGUGUCCAGGCCACACGCAUGAUGAUUGGGGCCGGUAAUGUGCUGAAGAAACAUGCAGCAGAUCACGCUCGCCGUGCUGUUGUGGUGGACUGCGAUGAGGCUUUGGAGGAGGAUGACCUGGCCGUCUGCAGCCGUAUCUCCUUCGAGAGCGCACACAGCCAAUGUAUGGAGAACUGUGGCACCAUCAUGAUACCCGUGGUGUGUCGAGGAGGCCUGGGGGAGAGCACUUUCUAUGUUGACUACUGUACGGAAGACGGCACGGCCAAUGCCGGCUCAGAUUAUAAGUACUGCGAUGGAACUCUGGUGUUCAAACCAGGAGAAACCAGGAAAGAAAUUAAGGUGGGCAUCAUCGACGAUGACAUCUUUGAGGAAGACGAACAUUUCUUUGUGCGUUUGCUCAACCUGCGUGUCGGUGAUGCGGAAGGUAUGUUUGAGAGUGACGAUGCGGAUCAGGCUCCCAAGGCCCGGCUGGUGGAACCGCUGAUGGCCACGGUCACCAUCCUGGACGACGACCACGCGGGGAUCUUCAAUUUCACGGACCGCCUGGUGCGAGUGAGCGAGAGCGUGGGAACCAUGGAGGUAACAGUGGUCCGGAACUCCGGCGCUCGCGGAACCGUGAUCAUUCCAUACCACACGGAGCCUGGGACGGCCCAAGGGGGAGGGGUCGACUACGAGGACACACACGGAGAGCUGGAAUUCACCAACGACCAGACAACUCAGACCCUUCUGGUGAGGAUCACUGAUGAUGAGGAGUACGAGAAACAUGAGAAUUUCUUCAUCGUUCUUGAGGAACCGCGCUGGCUGAAGAGAGGAAUCUCAGCCCUGCUGCUGAACCAAGAGGAUCCGGAGGGGCAGUUGAGUGUGGAGGAGGAGGAGGCCAGGAGGAUAUCGGAGAUGGGGAAACCUGUUCUGGGGGAGCACAGCCGGCUGGAGGUGGUGAUCGAGGAGUCCUAUGAAUUUAAGAGCACCGUUGAUAAACUGAUCAAGAAGACUAACCUGGCGCUGGUGAUCGGCACUCACUCCUGGCGAGAGCAGUUCGUGGAGGCCGUGACCGUCAGCGCAGGUGAUGGAGAUGAAGAUGAAGAAGAGGGUCGAGAGGAGCGUCUCCCGUCCUGCUACGAUUACUUCAUGCACUUCCUGACGGUGUUCUGGAAGGUUCUGUUCGCGUUCGUUCCGCCCACGGAGUACUGGAACGGCUGGGCCUGCUUUGUGGUGUCCAUCAUUGUAAUCGGCCUCCUCACUGCCGUCAUCGGAGACCUGGCGUCACACUUCGGCUGCACCGUGGGCCUCCGGGACACCGUCACCGCAGUGGUGUUCGUCGCUCUGGGCACUUCUAUCCCAGACACAUUUGCCAGUAAAGUCGCCGCUACUCAGGAUCAGUAUGCAGACGCCUCCGUGGGAAACGUCACGGGCAGCAACGCGGUCAACGUGUUUCUGGGCAUCGGUGUGGCCUGGUCCGUGGCGGCCGUGUACUGGGCCAUCCAGGGCAAGCGCUUUUACGUGGAUCCCGGCUCGCUGGCCUUCUCCGUCACCCUCUUCACUGUUUUUGCCUUCAUCUGCAUGGGGGUGCUGCUGUUCCGGCGCCGGCCGUCUAUCGGCGGAGAGCUGGGCGGCCCUCGGGUCUCACGCCUGCUCACUACGCUCCUCUUUCUGGGUCUGUGGUUCCUCUACAUCCUCUUCUCCAGCCUUGAGGCCUACUGCCAUAUCGAGGGCUUCUGAACGGGGAGAAAACACUUGUUACGACACACACUUAUAUCUACAAACAGGCUUGAUAAACUACAUACAUCAACACAAGUUUGCACACACACUUACAAAACACUUAUGAAUCGCUGAAUGCACUAAUGCAAAUCAUUCAACUUAGAUGAGGCCUGGAAGAGGAUCUGAGGUGAAAGAGAAAAAGAGAUGGAUGAUGCUGGAGAGAGACGAAAGAUGAGGAGUUUAUGAAAAAGGAGGCAAAGCAUGUAGCAAAAGAGGGCAAAGAUGAUGUUAAGGUGAUGCUUUAAAUGAUGUAAAGCGAUGCUGUAAAAUAGUCACACUUCUAUCUUGUCGUCUCUCAAGCUCAAAGGCAGAACUGACGACUUUUGUCUCGCACUGCAGACGUUGUCACGUAACAGGUCUUUUUAUGGUUCAAGGGCACAAUAAGUCUGAGUAAAGAUAAAAGGUGUCUUCAGAACUGUAGUGACGGCAUUUUAGAUGCUAAUAGAAAUGUACCAGCAAUCGGGCUGCUUAACAGAUCAGCAGUUUCGCUUGCAAGGUGCAGCAUUCUGUACUAAAGCAAUCAUUUAUGAUUGUUGCUUGUACAUCACGACUGCAGAGUUCUUGAGUAAAAGCACUGAAAGCUGUGUCACAUAGACUUCAAGCAUGUAAAAUUACAUUAGACCCUGUAAUGAAUAUGCGCAGCAGGAUAUGAUGUCAUGUUCUAGGGCUUGUGAUUUUAAUAAAUAAUAAAUAAUAAUGCAGUCUAGUGUGACUGCACCUAACUUCGAAAUGGUUUCAUAUAAACCCAAGCAAGCCAUUUCGCUAAUGUUGCCAAUUUUUCACCUGCUUGAUGUUGGAACUCAAAGUUAAUAGUAAUGCGAAGGGAAUGCUGAAUAAUGAAAUAUUUGUUUCACAAAAAUAUUGUCCGUACAUAUGUCAAAUGAAUACAAUUUAUCAGUGAACAUGACACACUGAGCAAUCCAAGACUUUCAGUUGUGUCCUGAAAUGACAAAAAUCUCUUGCAUUUUAGUGUUAUGUAGGGUUAAUAAUUAUACUAAAUGUAAACAUCUAGUACAAAAUAAUAUAAAAAAUGUAUAUUAUAUAAUAUAUAAUAUUAUAUAAUUAAAAAAAGAUAUAUUAUACUCAAAAAAAAAUUGAAAAUAUGAAAUAAUGGCCAGUUUAUCAACCUUGUUGGUACGUAAAUCUGCCACUGAUGUCUAUACUUUCUCAUAGUCUCCCUUUUUCAGACACAAUUGUGCCCUACAAUAAAAAAAAAUGUACAAAAAAAUUUUUUUUUUACGAUCACAGCAAAAUAGUGGCAAAAAUAGUCUGGCUUAAAGGGAUAGUUCACCCAAAUGAAAUUUGUCAUCAUUUACUCACCCUCAAGUUGCUCCAAACCUGUAUGAUAUUUUGAAGUACAGUAUGUUGGUAGCCAUUGACUUCCAUAGUAUAAGAUAGUAUUUGUUUCCAUAAUAUGGAAGUCAUUAGCUACCAGCAAAAUAUCUUCAUUUGUCUUCAACAAAAGAAAGAAAUUGAUAAGGUUUGGAAUAACUGGAGGCUGAGUAAAUAAAUGAUGACAGAAUUUUCAUUUUUGGGUGAAAUAUCCCUUUAAGACUAGAAGAAAGAAGCAGUAGCUAAUGGACAGAAGAUCAAUUGAAGAUGGAAUUAGAAAGUUAUCUAUUAGAAAAGUUAUCAGAGACUCAAUAUUCCGCUAGAUUAACCUUCAUCCUCUGAUCGGGUCAUUUUGACCCGAAAUGGCUUUAUUUUUUUUUAACAAUUGAGUGUUCAGCUGAGUCACCUUAUAUUUAUUUUUACAUGAAUAUCUAUACUACACCUCAACAGUCCCUCUAAUUCAACGAACAAAGCAUCUUAUAACAUCACAAUGACUGGGAUCUUCUAAAACGGAACACUGGACGUCAUAAUGAUUUGAAUCUUCAGUUCAGUUGUUACAUUCAUUCUGCACUUUCGCUGCCUAGAGACAAUGGAGAUCCUCUUUUAGAAGCGUCAAUGUAAAAAUUCCACCGGAAAACACUCGCCGUCAUCUCCAUAUCUCCAACGGUCAAGCCACUGGGAUGUACGCAAAACAUAGUAGUGUACAGAGUAUGCUGAUAAAAGACAUCUCCGUCGAUGCUUGCAGUGGCUGAAUGGGUACCGUCAAAGUAACUCUUAAUACAAGUUUAUUAGAAGAGCAAAUGAUUUAGGUGUCAACUUUACUACGGUGCAAAACUGAAGUGUGUUAACGUUCAUUCAAUGCAUCCAAUGACUUUACAAGUUCUCAUAACGAAACGCUAAAGUCAAAAUGUCACUGUACAGUUUCUCUCUGCAUUGUGUAAACCUGUCUGGGGCGUCUUGAUCUAGAACAAUUAAGAGCUGCGCAGUGAUUGGUUCUUUAUAAACUCAUUAGCUGGUUAGUCCACUCAUUAUGUGUGGAGCUGAAAGCUGAUUGGUCCCUGACAGAUUCACAAUAAAAAUGUUGUUUACUCGUAGAGCACUCAGGAUUGUGUGUAUAUGUACGUUAAGGGGAUUCCAAGCGUUUUUAUGUCGCCAGCUCAUCUGUCCGGUCCGUAGAUGUUUGUGUAAAGCUGUGUGGUGUGUGGUGUGUGUACUGUGUUCUCCUGCUAUACUUCUGGGCUGGACUUUUGUCUGUGGUCUAGUCAAUCGAAAUGCAUGAUGGAGUACAUAUUGGCAGAUCUAUAACGGCAUGCUUUGACUCUGAAGACAUGCAUGAAUUUGAAGUUUACAGUGUUUGUUACUAAAAGGGACAACAAUGAUGGCUGCCUACGUCAGAUCUCUUUUAGAAUAUUUUGGUGAGAGAUCAAUACUUAAAGGAAUUGUUCACCCAAAAAUGAACAUAUUGAGAAAAUGUGCUCACCCUCAGGCCAUCCAAGAUGUAGAUGAGGCUGUUUCUUCAUCAGAUUUGGAGAAAUGUAGCAUUCCAUCACUUGCUCAGCAAUGGAUCCUCUGCAGUGAUUGGGUGCCGUCAGAAUGAGAGUCCGAACAGCUGAUAAAAACAUCACAAUAAUCCAUCAGUUAAGCAAUGGUGAAAACAAUGGAUUUGUUUCUUACAAACACUCACUGAAGUGGUGUGGAUUCUGACGGCACCCAUUCACUGCAGAGGGUUCAUUGGUGAGCAAGUGAUGUGAUGCUACAUUACUCCAAAUCUGUUCUCAUGAACAAACAAAUUAAUCUAUGUAUUAGAUGACCUGAGUAAAUACUCAGCAAAUAUUCAUUUUUGGGUGAACUGUUCCUUUAAUUAACAACAUUUAAUUUAUUUAAGAGCAGAUCAAGAUGUCUUCUUUUCAAGAAUGUCUUGUGGUUAAAAAAAAAAAAAAAAAAAAAAUGGCACCAUUGAUCUGUAUUUUCUCAUGCUUUGCCUCACAUAUUUUUCACAUUGAACAAUGUUCACACCUUUGUUUACAGUUCAGCAGAGAGAACUAUGCUCUCUGACAUAGAUGUUGUGCUAAUGAUAAAGCAUAAAAUCUUGUUUUAUACAUGCUCAACAUCAGCAUCAACUUAAACUGGCUUAAACAGACUGUUAAUCACUAGGUAGAAGACUCAUCAAUAGAAAAUUGGAGGAAAUGUUUCUUGUCUUAAACAGAGAUUUUCAUAUUUGAUAUCUGAAACCCUGAAGUACGGGGUCAAUCCUAGAUUAGCAGAAACCUAAAUCUGUUUUGUUCCCAAUUAUUGCCUUAAGAGACUUAUCAAUUAUUUAAUAUUUAACUAAUAACAUUUCAUAAUUGUAUCUGUAUUGUGUUACAUGUUAGUGUAUUUAUGUUUUCUCUGAGUACAACAGAAACCAAAUUGAUUGAGACAAAGUGUGCAAUAUGCGAACCUACCCUGAGCGACCGGCGUCGCAGUAAACCCAUCAGUGAUACUUGGUGCCUAUCCCGACCCCGUCACUUGCUUCAAGGUUUUCUUUAGUGCAUGUAGGCUUUUUCUUCUUAACGCUACAAAGAGAAAGUGCAAUAAAUCUGACAAAUGACAAGAAGAGUCAUAGAGAUUUUCUGAAAGUUGAUGUUUAGUUUUAUCAUCGCUGAUCUUAUGUUUCUUUGGCAUCAAGUCUGGAGAAUCUGUAGAAAUCACACAUUGCCCUGAAUGUCAGAUGUUUACUCUUUUUACGACUCUGUUAAUGUCGAAAGCUUUGUAAAACUUUUUGGAAUACGACUUUGUGACAUUUUCAGUAGGUGAUUUUUCUAUUUCCAAGUGUACUCAAAUUGAUAGGAGCCUCAGUAGUUAUUGAUGUAAUAGUUUUUGAUAACUAUUUCCAAGAUGUUUAGAUAUUCUCAGUUGGGUUGCAUCGUAUGUUGUUGAUAAUUCAGACUCCACUUGCAGUGUUUAUUAAUGCAGCGAAUUCAUCUCUAUGCUGCAUCCUCAAAUCUAUCUAUCUAUCUAUCUAUAAUUUGUUUUUCUAAUGAAUUACAAGUAAUAUGUCUCUGUAAAACAGUAUCUUGUGCACUGGGCCAAAGGCUAUUUUUAUUUAUUAAUUUAUUUCCAUUUAAGGAAUUUAACUCAUGAGUGAAAUACACUGUAGUUGUGACUGUCUCGUCUGUUGACCGUGUGGAGGGCAUGUUCAUUGAGUAAAAGGCCAUCUUGGCUUUUUCCAACACACAUCUUCAUGUGUUCUGGUGAUGAUGUUGCAUUUCUGAUGUCCGCCAGCGGCUGGACUGUGUUCAUUACUGUAAAUGUGAAGUUGUAUAUGUGCCUACAAAAUGCAUGAAGUACCUGUUUGUACGCAUGAGCUGUUAUCAGUGUCAAAGUUUACAUUUAAAUCCCAUCAUUCGUUUCUUAUUUUGCAUUUUUUUUAUUUUACUCGCAGGUAUUUUUUUUUCACCCAACUCAUUAGAGAUAUUAUAGAAACAUUUUAGAAUAGAAGUGGGGAAGACAACCCAUUGACAAACAGUUUGUUACAUCUUAAUUUCUGCCUAGAGAAAUGUGAAAAAGAGUUACUAAUUUCCAUGUUAUGAAUCUCUGUCUUGUUGUCCUCACAGUUUUGUAUGUUGUCUGUCUUGCUCCCUGCCUCGUUUUUGUGCACUUCUAUCUGUGGUCAUUCUCUUCUGCCUGUUAAAUUACUUUAAUAAUGACUGAAAAUGUCAGUAAUGAUGUGACAUUAAUAUAUAAAAUACUGUAAUAAUUCACUAGAAAGUAAUAUUUAAGGUUUUUGUUUGUUUUUUGUUGUUUUUGUUCAUUUUUUUAUGGAAGUAGCAUAAAAAGUCAAGACAAAACUAAAGGCGGAGGAGAUUUGUUUUGAAGAACAUGGCAUGAUGUGUACUGUGUCCCAAGAAGAAGAAAAAAAAAAUGUAGCUGUUAGAGCUCAAGCAGACCUUAUUGAAUAUAGUUUAUUUAUUUUAAACAUU